Mizuhopecten yessoensis (Yesso scallop) is the source of this 1791-nucleotide messenger RNA. RefSeq names its product glutathione S-transferase DHAR1, mitochondrial-like. Gene Ontology annotation, cellular component: membrane; cytoplasm. Gene Ontology annotation, molecular function: chloride channel activity. The transcript is spliced from 2 exons. The coding region runs from base 129 to 839 and encodes 236 amino acids. Gene Ontology annotation, biological process: chloride transport. The record is from RefSeq and is a predicted model, not a curated record. Lineage: Eukaryota; Metazoa; Mollusca; Bivalvia; Pectinida; Pectinidae.
CGACAUGCCCAUAACUCCCCAUAUCACAAGCGUCUGUUUAACUUUGACCCGGUAUUUAGAAGAAGGCCGGUGUUAGUACUCGAGUUUAUUUUCGGUUCUGAAGCAGGGAACUAGUGGUAAUCUACGAUAUGUACCAGGAACACUCGACUAACGUGCCCGUCGGCGCUCGAUUUGACCUCUACGUGAAGGCCGCGAGUGAUGGGGAGAGUCUGGGGGACUGUCCGUUUUGUCAUUACGUACAAAUGUAUGCCAAAUCCUUGGGAAUCACCGAUGACCAAUUCAGGAUACAUUUCGUUGACACUACAAGCAAGCCAGAAUCAUUUAUGAAACUCAACGAAAAAGGUACCGUACCAGUUUUGGUGGACAACCAAACCAAGCGGACAUUCACCGAGUCGGCUGACAUAGCGAAGCAUUUUCAGGAGCAGUUCCCUGGCAGCGACCCCCUGGCAGGAUACAGUGGUCCGGACAAGGCUUUCUUUGGGGUCGUUCUUGCAAAGCUCGGCAAAUUGUUGAAGAACAAGGAGGAACAUCACGAUUCUGAAAAAUGCAAGUCAGAGCUUUAUGGGCAACUCAAAACAAUCAACGACUACCUUGAACAGUCUAAAGCUGACCGGAAAGGUAAAUAUCUUGCCGGCGAACACGUGAGUGAGUUGGACUGUGUGUUCAUGCCAAGGCUUCGGCAUGUAGUGGUGGCGGGUGGGCAUUAUGAAGGCCUCAGUAUCGAGGAGUUUCCGGCUUUAAAGGAGUAUUUGGAUAAUGCUUUGUCCUGUAAUGAAUUCACGUCCACCUGCUGUGUAGAGGGCGAGAUCGUCAAGGGCUGGGAACGUCACCGGAAAUGACAUGUGUUUACAAAUGGGGUCGUAACCGGAAGUAAAAAUGUUUUUUUUUUUUUAACAAUUAAAUGAACUGGGGACGCCAUUCCGAGAAGAACUGUUGUGUUAUCGAUCAGUCAGACGACCUGGAAACGUCACCGGAAGAAGAAAUGUUGUGUUAACGAUUGGUCAGAUAAACUGGACAUGUCACCGGAAGUAGAUAUGUUGUGUUAACGAUUGGUCAGAUGAACUGGACAUGUCACCGGAAGUAGAAUUAUUGUGUUAACGAUUGGUCAGAUGAAUCGGACAUGUCACCGGAAGCAGAUAUAUGAUUCAAGUUUUUUGUCAUCUCGAAUCCUUCGACGUUUUGACAACAAAGUAACAAUAUAUACGAAAAUGAACUUUUUACAUUGCAUCAUACAAGACAUCACAACACAAAAUUGCACGACACCAAAACAAAUACAUACGAUACGUGCGAUUGAAGACUACCUGCUAGACCCCCUAAUGCAGUGACGCGUCUUAAUGUAGAAAACUGAGCAGACAAAUCAUUCUGCAAUGGUCCCAAAUUAGUCGCCCCAUACAAUCAUGCAGACCUUUCGCAUAACCUGCAUGUGUUCGCAAAUGUGGUACCUAUUUUCAUAUUUGAAUUAUAUGCAUUUAGAAGGAAUCGUUUACAUCAACAUUUCAACUAAUCGCAUUUAUUCGCUUCUUUUAUUAGUGUUUUUAACAUUGAAUGUUUAAUAAACAUUCCUGUAAAAAGUUUAAAACAUGACACGCAAGUUUCAAUAACAUGAACAAACAAACUUGAGAUGUAACUGGAAGUUGAACUGUAAUAUAAACAAUUGGACAAAGACAAUAGAGAUUUAGUUCAUUUUCUCCGAAAAAAAAUUAAUUCUUCAGUGUAACAUUAUCUUGUAUUUACCAUUAUGGCAUCAAUGUUUCUCAUAGCAAUUGAACAUUAAAGGAACUAAACAAGGAA